UUAAUAAAAAUUACUAUUCCAGGUUAAUUCAUGAUAAUAUUAAUAAUUUACUGUAAAUUCCUCUAAUGUAUGGGGAAAUGGAAUAAAUAAUUUAUUUUAUUUACAGAUGGAUUCGGUCGGUAUUAGAGAAUUAAAUUAUUUAAUACGUCAUCUCGACGACGAUUCCCUUAACAAAGUCUUGACGGAAUUAUCUAAAAGUAGUAAUGUUUCAAACAUCAUCAAAGAAACAGCCCCGGAAAUUUAUAAUAAAUACGUGAUAGACUCUGAGAUGGUGUUGCAUGAGGCUACUGGGUUACAGUUGAUGGAUGUUGACGUUUCCAGUGACUCUGCUGACGGUGACGUGCAGCUUGAUUCCUGUGACCCUGAGGCUGAUUUCGACUACAUCGCGGUGGCUAAACUUGUCCCCCUGCGGCUCAGUGUCAUUGAGCGGAAGCUGAUGCGUUUACUGGAGAGUACUCUCACAAUCUCUGAAUACACAGAUAAAGUCGAUGUGAUUUCAAACACCUCCAAGAACCGUGUUAUCCUAAGGGAAACCAAGGAGAUAUUCGCAGUGCUGACUGCGUUAGCAAUUGCGUACAACUAUGACGCCGGGAAGAAGCUAUUGAACGAGCAAGACUACUACAGUAACAGGGAGUUUUUUUGUAAUAUUUUUGAAAUUGGGCGGAGGUAUAAGAUUUUAAACCCUGACCGCAUGCGCUCAUCCUACGGGAAGUUAAUUUACUUUCUAAUGGACACACAAAAACCUGAAAUUAAAGAAAUUCUUAAUUUUAACACUGUGGUACCCGUUAACACUGUUUACACUUUUCUACAACGCAAGAAAAACGGACUUAAACUACUCAACGAUCCAAACCUCAAACACGCCAUACAAUGUAUAAUACCUGAGAAUAAGAGUCGUGGUGAGAUAGACAUGGAGAUCCGUAAGAAGGAGGACGCGAUAAAAUAUUUGGUGAAUAAGUACUCGACAGUGCAUUCCACCGCUGGCAGGAUGUUAAACUUCUCAUUCCUGCACCGUAACUUCUAUUCCAAGCUUUGUUCCCACAACAGUGAUGAUGACAGUACGUCUGAUGAUCCGGAAUUAAGUGGCGAGGAUAUUGAAAAGUGUCUAUACUCUUUGAAUGAUUAUAAUACGAACAUUGUUAUAUAUAUCUUACCAAUUAAUAAAAUGAUUCACCUGCUCACCACAAAUUAUCAUCCUGUCAAUCCCAAUCCCUUAAAUCCAAAUGAUCCAGACAGCGCUGAAUACUCAGAUUACCCCGUGGACGGUGCUAUCUUAGGAUAUUCGGGUGACGAAUAUGAUUUGAGUAUAAGGUAUGGCAGAGACGGGAGUAGGCUAAAUCACACGCAUGAUAAGCAGUAUAAUUACGUGUACCAGACUUUACUACUGUGGAAAGAGAUUUGCACACAGUUAUACAAUUUAUGGUACUGUGCAGAGCUGGAUUUACUAAGUGAUAGUAACAGAUAUCAACUCAAGAACACAGGACAGGGCCUAAACAGGAUCCAGGAAUGCCAUAACGUAUACAACAUCAUGAGGAAAAUACUAAAAAAAGUACAAACUAAACUUAAUUAUAUUAACUGGAUCGGCUCAAGCACUAUACACCUGGGAGACCAUAACGUCCCCAACUCCCUUCUAUUCAUCGAUAAAUAUCUACAAAUCCCUAGGAUAUUAAUCCCUGUAUUGAAUUGUGUGGAUAGUUUACCUCGUUUAUACACGUCAAACACUAAUAUUAGAUCAUAUAUUGACAAUGAGUUUGGUUCGAUAACUCGUUUGAAGAUGACGAUUUUGACUGACUUCUUCAGACAUGGCUUUGACGGCUCAGGCGCUGAUAAUUUCAACGACGCCGGCAGCUGCAUUGACGGCAGACUCACAUCCGCCUGGAACUGGUGUAACCAAAUCGAAAAGAAAAACUACUACAACUUCUUCCUCCUCACCGGCUUCAACGGAUUCGACGGAAGAUUCAACGAAUAAUAUCAGAAGUUUGAGGAAAGAGGCGAGGUUGAGUUUGAUUGUUGGUAGGUGUGAGAUGAGGUUUGAGAAUUC
Molecule: messenger RNA, 2038 nt
Organism: Theileria parva strain Muguga
Lineage: Eukaryota; Apicomplexa; Aconoidasida; Piroplasmida; Theileriidae
Product: UPF0652 protein
Exons: 6
Coding region: 107-1966 (619 amino acids)
Source: RefSeq, a predicted model, not a curated record